AGAAAGAAAGAAAGAAAGAAAGAAAGAAAGAAAUUGACUGUGCUGCAGAAAAAUGAAUCUUAUUGUGAAACUUCGUAGAAGUUUCCGAACACUUGUAAUACUCUUAGCCACUUUCUGUUUAGUGAGUAUAGUCAUUUCUGCUUAUUACUUGUAUGCAGGUCACAAGCAAGAAAUGGUUCUCAUUGAGACCACAGGAGGGGUUGAGUGUGAACAUCUUAAGCUCUUGCCAUACAGGUCAAUAGAGCUCAAGACAGUGAAGCCCAUUGAUCCAUCAAGGACUGACCCAACUGUCCUGCUUUUUGUUGAAAGCCAGUACUCUCAGCUUGGUCAAGACAUUAUAGCCAUUCUGGAAUCUAGUCGAUUUCCAUAUCAGAUGGUGAUUGCAUCUGGGAAAGGAGACAUUCCUCCCCUGGCAGAUAAUGGCAAAGGAAAAUACAUUCUUGUAAUAUAUGAAAAUAUUCUGAAGUACACAUCCAUGGAUUCAUGGAACAGAGAACUCCUGGAAAAAUACUGUGUGGAAUACAGUGUUAGCAUAAUUGGUUUUCAUAAAGCCAAUGAGAACAGUUUGUCAAGCACUACACUCAAAGGAUUCCCAUUACACCUUUAUAAUAAUGUUGCGCUGCAAGACUGCUUAGUAAAUCCCCAGUCUCCUCUUCUGCACAUAACCAAAGCCCCAAGGGUUGAGAAAGGUCCACUGCCUGGUGAAGACUGGACCAUUUUCCAAUAUAAUCACUCCACAUACCAACCAGUGCUUUUAACAGAAUUUCAGACUUCCAAACCAUUCCCGGCUUCACUGCCAAAGGUUUCUCUCUAUGCUACAGUGGUUCAGGACUUGGGACUUCACGAUGGGAUUCAAAGAGUCCUUUUUGGGAACAACUUGAACUUUUGGCUGCACAAACUCAUUUUUAUAGAUGCCAUCUCAUUCCUGACAGGGAAACAGCUUGCCUUGUCCUUGGAUAGAUACAUCCUUGUUGACAUCGAUGAUAUCUUUGUUGGGAAGGAAGGGACAAGAAUGAAUGUAAAAGAUGUGAAGGCCUUACUAGAGACUCAAAUUUUACUACGCACUCAGGUUGCAAAUUUUACCUUCAACCUUGGAUUUUCAGGAAAGUUUUACCACACAGGAACUAUUGAAGAAGAUGAAGGUGAUGACUUGUUGUUGAGUUCUGUGGAUGAGUUCUGGUGGUUUCCUCACAUGUGGAGUCACAUGCAACCUCAUCUCUUCCAUAAUGAGUCAUCGCUAGUGGAACAGAUGAUUCUCAACAAGGACUUUGCACUAGAACAUGGCAUUCCAACUGAAAUGGGCUAUGCUGUAGCUCCGCACCAUUCUGGUGUCUACCCUGUUCAUAUACAGCUUUAUGAAGCCUGGAAGAAAGUCUGGGGUAUUAAAGUCACCAGUACCGAAGAAUAUCCUCAUCUGAAACCAGCACGGUACAGGCGGGGCUUCAUCCACAAUGGCAUCAUGGUCCUCCCUCGGCAGACAUGCGGACUUUUCACCCAUACAAUUUUUUACAAAGAAUAUCCUGGAGGGCCUCAAGAAUUAGACAAAAGUAUCCAAGGAGGUGAACUGUUUCUUACCAUCCUUCUUAACCCAAUCAGCAUCUUCAUGACUCACUUGUCUAACUAUGGGAAUGACCGUCUGGGUUUAUACACAUUUGUCAAUCUGGCCAGUUUUGUGCAAGGCUGGACCAACCUGAGGCUGCAGACGCUACCUCCACUCCAACUGGCUCAGAAGUACUUUGAGCUCUUCCCGGAGCAAAAAGACCCCCUGUGGCAGAAUCCAUGUGAUGACAGGCGCCAUCGGGACAUCUGGUCUAGAGACAAAACAUGUAACCACCUACCAAAAUUUCUUGUGAUUGGACCCCAAAAAACAGGAACAACAGCACUUUAUUUAUUUCUCCUUAUGCAUCCUUCCAUCAUUAGUAAUCUCCCUAGUCCAAAAACCUUUGAAGAAGUUCAGUUCUUUAAUGGAAACAACUAUCAUAAGGGAAUUGACUGGUAUAUGAGCUUUUUCCCCACCCCUUCUAAUACCACCACUGAUAUCUUGUUUGAGAAAAGUGCCAACUACUUUCAUUCAGAAGAAGCUCCCAAACGGGCUGCCUCCUUGAUUCCAAAAGCAAAAAUCAUCACCAUUCUCAUUGAUCCAUCUGACCGAGCAUAUUCCUGGUAUCAGCAUCAGCGUUCCCAUGAGGAUGCUGCUGCUCUGAAGUUCAAUUUCUAUGAAGUUAUUACUUCAGAUGACUGGGCACCCCCUGAGCUAAGGACUCUGCAGAAAAGGUGUUUGAUUCCUGGCUGGUACGCUAUCCAUAUAGAAAGAUGGCUAAGGCACUUCCCUACUUCACAGUUGCUAAUAAUCGAUGGACAGCAGCUAAGAAGUGAUCCAGCUAGCAUAAUGGAUGAAGUGCAGAAGUUUCUGGGAGUUUCUCCUCAUUAUAAUUAUUCUGAAGCCCUAACCUUUGAUCCCCAGAAAGGAUUUUGGUGUCAGCUGCUGGAAGGAGGAAAGACAAAAUGUCUGGGGAAAAGCAAAGGUCGGAAAUACCCACCAAUGGAUCAAGAGUCUAGAGAGUUCCUUUCCAACUACUACCGAGAUCAGAACGUGGAACUGUCCAAACUGCUACACAGACUGGGACAACCUUUGCCAUCUUGGCUAAGACAAGAGCUUCAAAAAGUGAGAUAGCAUCAAGAAGAAGACAGAGUACCUAAACCCUGCUUCCUUCACUUCACCAUCCGUCACUUUCUGGCUCACUUGUUAGUAGAGGACCUCAUGAAAAAUAAUUAUUGAAGAGUUGUUUUUUAAAGGGAUGCACAGGGAAAAAAAGGGGAAUUGUUAUAAAUGCACUUUGCUGGCUGUUUAUUACUAUCUUUGGGGUCAACUUCCAGGAAAAGCUACAGAGCAAGGAGGUGUUAAUCUUUAUUCAGUCUGGGACACAUGCAUAUUCUGUUUAACCAGAAAAGUCCUAGGAACUAUAUUUUACAACUGAUAGUCUUUAUCAUAUAUGAUAAAUUAACACCUGUCAAGACACAAGCAAAGAAUGGAAGCAUUUUUCUAUGGAUUGCAAGGUUUGUAAUUUCCUUGACAACUACAGUUUUGGUUCAGUUUGCACAACCUCCCCCCGUUUGUUAUUUUGGGGCUGGUUUUACAAACACCUGUAUUCUAUACUACUGCAACUAAAAUAAAGGUUGUUACAAUCUCCAGGGGGCUGUCUUUUCUAGUAUAUUUGAUAGCUGCAUACUGCUUUUUUUUUCUUUCUUUUUCUUUUCAAUAAUCUAGUAAGAAUAUUGGAUUCUGUACGAAAAUAGCACAAUAUGU
This is a messenger RNA of Pogona vitticeps (central bearded dragon), 3307 nucleotides long. NCBI's taxonomy places the organism in Eukaryota, Metazoa, Chordata, Lepidosauria, Squamata, Agamidae. The record is from RefSeq and is a predicted model, not a curated record.